Westerdykella ornata is the source of this 1149-nucleotide messenger RNA. RefSeq lists its product as uncharacterized. The coding region runs from base 1 to 1149 and encodes 382 amino acids. The record is from RefSeq and is a predicted model, not a curated record. The transcript has 3 exons. Lineage: Eukaryota; Fungi; Ascomycota; Dothideomycetes; Pleosporales; Sporormiaceae.
AUGGAGAUCACAGGUCAUCACAUCGAUAUUCAAGCAGACACAGUUAUCAUACUCAAGAAUCCUCCCAAAAAUUUCGCUGUGUGGCGUGAGAGAACCGAAGACAAUGGCUCGCAAAUGGGCGAGAGCACCGACUCCAAUAGCGAAAACCAGUCGGCAGAAACGGAAGAUUUGGAAGAAGGCGAAGUCCACUACUUUGUCUCAUCGCGCCAUCUCAGCCUGGCCUCCAGAGUGUUUAGCAACAGUCUGAACGAUCCAAGGUGGAAGCAGGAAAAAGAACCCGACGGACUGUACUAUAUCAGCGCUUCUGGUUGGUGCGCGGAUGCCUUCCUCAUCUUGAUGAAUAUCUUCCACCUUCAGAACCAAGCCGUUCCCAAAACUGUUGACCUUGAGAUGAUGGCCAAAAUCGCCGUGCUAGUCGACUUCUAUGAGUGCGAGCGGGCUGUGGAGUGGCACACCUCCUGUUGGUUAACCGCUCUGCGGACUGAUCAUCCGCCCCCAGCAACCUAUUGCCGGGAACUCAUACUCUGGAUGUGUGUGUCGCGCGUGUUCGGCGUAUCUAGCUUGUUCAAAAACAUCACGCGCGUGGCAAUUCGGGAUGCGGACGAGCCCCUUCAAACACUCGGCCUUCCUUUGGACCAGGGGGCUCCGGAUAAGAAUUAUAUUUGCCAAAUAAACCGCAGGCGACUGAGUAUCAUCGAUCGUAUAGUUAACGGACUGUUUCAUGAGCUUGACACGUUUCGAAGCCCAGAGUAUGUGUGCCCGCAGGGUGCCUCCUUCUCAUUCGUGUGUGGCGCUUCCGUCCUUGGAGCCCUCACAAAGCACCUUGCAUCUACGCCUGGCGUGGGGGGCUUGGACGACUGUCCGUUGCCGCCGUUCUGGGGACUGUCGUGGGAAUAUUUGCGGAAACAGCUGAGCAGCUACAAGUCCUUGGAUCGGUAUUCACAGCCACGUCAGUCUUCGUAUGAUCAUUCAUACGAUUCGUAUCAUUUCGGCCGUAAACCCUCGCGCGAUCCUUCGGUUCAUUCUAAUACGGACCGCUGCGAUUUGCACAAUCGGAUGCAGGAGCUUAUGGAUUCGGUCAAAGCGGACACUGAAGGCUUGGAGCUGAAGCAAGCGUAUACCAGGGUGCCCGAAAAAUAUUGGAGCUAA